GUGUGAAUUUCUAAACAAAUUAUACAGUUGUAAGAAUUUGUAAUGAUGUCGGAAUCAAUUACUUGUUUAUUAUUACCACAUAAGAGAGUAGUGGAAAACACAAGAGAGAGUCAAGUAUUGCUAUGGAUUUGGAAUAUUCUCAAAGAGAUCAGUGAAUUUGAUUACGAACAAUAUCUCAGGGAUGGUGUGGUUCUCUGUCGUCUAAUGAAUGCCAUAAAUGAGGGUUCAAUUAAAGGUGAAAUCACUUCUGGAACUAAUAUAAAACAAAAGAGAGAAAAUAUUGAACAAUUUCUUCGGGCGUGUUCUGCCUAUGGAGUACCGAAAGACCAGUUGUUCGGAGUCGAGGAUCUGUUACUUCUGCAGAACAUCCCGAAAGUGACGCGUUGUGUCUUUGCUUUGGGAAAAUUGGCGGCCGAAAACUUUGACGGCCCGGAGUUGGGGGACGAGCCGUACGAACCACUGGAUCCCAAAUCGUUAAGACGCGGAGGAAUGCCUUACGGGGACGACAUAUAUGUGGCGCACGUCAACACUCAAGACAUUAAGAAAAUGAUUUAUUCCCACAAUAAGACCGAUUAAAGCGCUGUAACAAUGAGUCCAUAUUAUAAAUCAUAAGAGAUAUAUAAAAGUCAGGCA
Medioppia subpectinata is the source of this 633-nucleotide messenger RNA. The record is from the annotation of a GenBank genome assembly. Lineage: Eukaryota; Metazoa; Arthropoda; Arachnida; Sarcoptiformes; Oppiidae.